AUGUGGUUUCCAUACAUCCUCACGGCGCUCCUCGCCGUAACCCCCUCCGCCGCAAAGAAAUCAUCACAAACCACAAAGCCCUGCCCAACCAUCACAUCCACUGCAUCAGUCUGCUCGACCUGCAUCACCCUAGCUUGCAUCUCCUUGUCCACAAUCACCUCUCAGAAGAACUGCCCCUCGAGCGUUCCCACCACCAAGACAUCCUUCCCCUGCUCCAAGUCCCAGUGCCCCAGUGGAUGUGCGACAUCUUACGUCUACCCCUCAUCGUACGGAACCAGCAAGCCUGUUUGCCCGACUGUCACUAAGACAGCAACUGUUUGCUCGGAUUGCAUUAGACCUGCGUGUGUGUCUUUGUCGACGGUUAGUUCAGUCUGUGGAUGUCCCAAGACCCCGGCCACAGUUACCACUGGUUUUCCCUGCGGAAAGAAGUGUCCUGAGGGGUGUGGGACGGAAUUUGUUACUCCUACGGUGACGCCGACUUGUAAGAAGGGCAAGGACAAGAGUGAGGAUGACGAUUAG
Molecule: messenger RNA, 519 nt
Organism: Fusarium sp. VM40
Lineage: Eukaryota; Fungi; Ascomycota; Sordariomycetes; Hypocreales; Nectriaceae
Source: the annotation of a GenBank genome assembly